AUGUCCGACGGAAUAGGAGACUUGGAUAUGGAGGAGCUGGAGCAGUUGUUGUUGGAAAAUUAUGACGAAAACACGAAUGAUAAUGAAAGUGAACAAGCGGGCCAACUGAACAGCAGCGCGGUUGAUACCCCGCAACCCAAGUUAACUCUCGAAGGGUCCAGCUUUCUGGUGACCGAUACGGAAAGCAACAUAAAUGGAGAAACAUCAUCCACCGCGAUAACUGAAGGAACUGUGACCGCUGAUGCGGACAUUGAUUCAUCGGACGAGGAAGAAACGAGAAACUUUCUCGAGCGGAAGUACAAUCAGUACGGAAGGCAAAUUAACGAUCUGUUAAAAACGAAAGAAGCAGAAAAGACGGACCAAACAUUGUCGAAAUGGGUAGACCAAAAACUGCGGCAGAUCAACCGAAGCUCUCCGCAAACGCCGUCCGCCGAAUUUACGGCAAAGCCUGAAGCAUUAAAUACAACCCCAAAAAAUAACGCUGGUGGUAAACAGGAUACAAAGCUCAACAAUCCAUCAAAAACAUCUUCAACUAGCAAUGCGGCUAUUCCGGCUGUUUUUCAAGCGACAGUUCACACCGAUCCCAUAUUCGGAUUGCGCAUUGUGCAUCCUCUCGUAUCCAGCCAGACGUUACAGGAACGAAUGUUGGACAAAAAAGCGGUCCCGUUUAUGCGUCUUCGUAACUUUAUCGAAACGGUCGAUUUGCAGCAGGAUUGGGUAAUUGGUGGUGUACUGAUCAGCAAGACGCCAACAAAAACAACGCAGAAAGGCAAGCAGUUUGCCAUCUGGAAGUUGAGCGAUCUUCACGGCGACAUCAAGAUGGUCAGUUUGUUUCUUUUCGGCCAAGCAUACAAGGAUCUGUGGAAAACGGCCGUAGGUACGGCGCUGGCUGUACUCAACCCAAACGUUCUGAAUAAUAACAACGAGAAAAACAUCGAAGCUACCUUGUCCAUCGAUCGCGCCACAAAAGUAAUGGUGUUGGGACAGUCAAGGGAUUUGGGCACUUGCCGUAGCCGCAAGAAGAAUGGUGAACAGUGCACGUCCAUAGUGAACUUGGGCAAAUGCGAAUACUGUGUGUACCAUAUCAAGCAGGAGUACAACAAGGCAAGCAAUCGGGGCGGUCUUCUCACGUCGACGGGUGGCCGUGGUUUGAACGAGCUACGGAACAAAGUGCUCGGAAAGAAUGAGGUGUUCUACGCAGGACAAAGUUUCAGUGCAGUGAAAGCCGUUAAACACCCUAAACAGAUCGAGAAAGAUCGUAAUCGUAUGAUGACGUUGUCGGAUUACUUCCGAUCGCCAUUUGAAGGUAGCAAUGGAGGAGCAGGAGGUACUAGCGGUGCAACGGCAUCAUCAUCAACACCAGCAGCAGCUUCAUCAUCCGUACCGUCGUAUCGAGCAGCUGCCACAGCAGUUAAGCCAUCUAAAUCAUCUGCUGCCCGGAUCGAACUGGACGUCGGUCAGCGCAUGAAAGAUUUUAAGCGUCUGCAAAGCCUCGGUGUAUCGAUGGAGUCGUUAGAAGCAAUAAAAACUUCUUCACCGGUAGCCAAACCACAACCGACUAGCACUCCUCAGUCAUCUGUAACAUCAACUCCAUCCAGCUCGCUAGAAAAUCGCAAAUUUAGUCUCGAAAUGGUACCCCGUUUAAGUCGGGAUUCGUUCGAUAUCGACUUUACGAAGCAACACGUGUCACUGAAGAAGGCACUCCAAUCACGUGCCCGUGCGUCGGCAAUUAUCAAACAGAAACCGAUCGAAAAAGCAGACCCAAAUUUCUUCAAGUACCGAGGAACGGAACAGGGCAAAAAGCGAGUGCUGGAAGAGCUGUCGAAGAAUGCAUCUGGCGAAGAAAAUGUGGCCAAGCGUCAAAAGCUGCAGGAAGAAGCGGACGAGAAGGAGCGUGCCCGGAAGGAUCACAUGAAGCGCAUCAUAGAGGCAUCCUCCUCCCACCAGGAGUUGGUGGUGGCAAGUGAAAAUGCACAGCAGGAACAGUACUUCAAGUCGCUCGAACGUAAGGAAGCGAUGGAGGAUAAGAUGCUGAACACGUUCAAGGUACCGUGCAAGGCGGUCAGCUGUAACCAGUGUAAGUACAUUGCUUUUUCGGCUGCGGAUCGUUGCAAAACCGAAGGACAUCAGCUGCGGGUACAUGACGCGGAAAAGCGAUUCUUCCGUUGUGCCGACUGUGGCAAUCGUACCGUUAGCUUGUUCCGGAUACCGAAGGUCAGCUGCAAGGCUUGCCAAAGCUCACGCUGGGAACGCUGUGCAAUGAUGCGGGAGAAACGUGGUGUACAGAUAGGCGAUGUGCUUUCGAUACGGGGCGAUGAGGAGAAAUAUUUAGGCAGUUUGGCUGGUGCAAGUGCUAGUUUGAAUUUGCUGGUACCAGAGGAGAGUUAA
Molecule: messenger RNA, 2388 nt
Organism: Anopheles marshallii
Lineage: Eukaryota; Metazoa; Arthropoda; Insecta; Diptera; Culicidae
Gene: Mcm10
Product: protein MCM10 homolog
Exons: 1
Coding region: 1-2388 (795 amino acids)
Biological process (GO): DNA replication; DNA replication initiation
Cellular component (GO): nucleus; replication fork protection complex
Molecular function (GO): DNA replication origin binding; single-stranded DNA binding
Source: RefSeq, a predicted model, not a curated record